Molecule: messenger RNA, 1790 nt
Organism: Diatraea saccharalis (sugarcane borer)
Lineage: Eukaryota; Metazoa; Arthropoda; Insecta; Lepidoptera; Crambidae
Source: the annotation of a GenBank genome assembly
UGAACACGACGCCGCUAAUAUAGGUAUGUGUUUUAUAUCACUCGAUUUAAACUAGCUGCCUACACCUCUUCCAUAGUAUUUGUACAUUUAUGAAUGUUGGUGAAUGACAUGAAAUCACUUAUUGUUUUAAUUCUCAGCGUCCAAAUAGUGCUGACUGUGAAAUAUGAAUUUGAUGAAUACACAAGGGAAUCGAGGACACUAACUGGUAAAACAUGUCUUACUGGUUGCUCACCUAUCGACAACGAAUGUGUCGUUGACUGGCAGUGGAAAAAUGAAUCUUGCCGUGCGUAUGAGCCGGCUCCUGUGUAUAUGACAUCAAGAUUUAAAGAUCGUAGCAGUAAAUACUGCUUGAGUAAUUGUGACUAUUUCGGCUCUAAAGAGCAAUGGUGUAUAACAACGAAGGAUCUGAAGUGGGAUUUUUGCACAAAAUAUAAAAGGCCACCUUUUACUGGUACUAAAUCCAGAUCUGAAACAAUCAUUACGCAAACAGUAGUUGGAGAAACAUGCCUUGGACCAUGUCACCGUUGCGAAUGCACUGAUUAUAACUGGUGCAAGGUGGAAAAUAAAUGGAAGUGGCAUUAUUGCGCGUAUCCAGCUAUGUCCCGAAUUCCAGUAUUGCCAGCGGAUUAUAAUGUGGGCCAAAAACUUAAAGGUAUAUGCGACGAUUUUUUGAAAUUCCACUCCUCUAUGCGCCGGGAUACGCACUACGAAGAUAAAUCAAGCUUGCCGGAUAAUUUCUUGGCCGAACUAGCAGACGGUAUCGAAAUAACAACUGGGCAACUUGACACAGUUGCUAAAGUAGUUCGACUGAAUGAUGUAAAUAAUCCUAUUGAAAGUUACGUGACUGUAAAUAUUAAUAAUAUCUAUGUGCCAGCAAUAGUAAGAGCUCACAUAAGUAAAGACAUGUUGCAUCGACAGACGAAUGUAAGUCAUUCAAGAGAUGAGAUAGAGAGAAAAGUCCGUGAGCAAAUGUCAGGAAAUACAAAUCCAUAUGUCAUAGAAAAUUUGAUUGGAGAUAAUGUUGGUGGUCCAGAUAAAGAUUAUAACGUUGUACCGAUGUCUCAAGACUUAAGUUGCGUCUGGUAUGAACUUUGGGAAGCUAUAAGAAACUGGUCCCAGGAUAGCGGUGGUUCUGUGGAUGUUCUAGUUGUUGUAUUUUAUUCUGACGCAAAUACGCCAGUGCCUAAAGCGUUUGGUGUUUCGUUAACAUUCCGUAACAUAGAUAGAAGUUUGUUUUUAUCAUGUCGAGAGACGGUAUACUUUAAUGUCUUGUAAUCUUAUGUUACCGUCACUUGAUCUAUAAAAAAAAAUUAUACCGUGUUCUCAUUUCUAGUAUAUUUGUUUGUCCUUCUUUUACUCGUACGUAUAAAUAGCGCUAGAGUCAUAAAAUUAAAUGGUACAAUAUUAGAUACUAUUAUAAUAAAAAUAAUAUUUUAAUAUUUAUUUCAUCGUAAAUCUUUAGUUAAAGACGAAAUUUAAAAAUAACCAAUCAUCGAAAAAACAACGAGUGUUGUAACACUAUACGAAAAUUCCAAAAUUAUUUGAGUUUGAUGAAAAAGAUCACAUGGUUUUGAAUUAAACUGACUAUCAAUUGGUUCCCUAUUCUAAACAUACAUUCAUAGAAAGAGAAAGUAGGCAAAUAUUACUAUUGUGUCUCUUAUCUUUUUUUCUUUAUGUUACUAAAAUGUUAGUGCGAUUACUUCAUGUCACCGAAAAUAAUUCCAAUGUGUAUAUAACAUGUUUUAUUGUGAUUAGUGCAAAUAAAAUUAUCAUUCAUUAAUUUGUUCAAA